Messenger RNA from Cladophialophora yegresii CBS 114405, 477 nucleotides. RefSeq lists its product as uncharacterized. The record is from RefSeq and is a predicted model, not a curated record. The annotation marks the transcript as partial. Gene Ontology annotation, biological process: tRNA processing. Gene Ontology annotation, cellular component: nucleolar ribonuclease P complex. The transcript has a single exon. NCBI's taxonomy places the organism in Eukaryota, Fungi, Ascomycota, Eurotiomycetes, Chaetothyriales, Herpotrichiellaceae.
AUGGCUAAAGACAAACCAGCCAAAAGUGGCGGUCCCGGUGUGUCCCAGAAACAUCUACACUCGAGACUCUCGUUCCUUCACCAGGCUGCAUCAUAUCUAGCCAUGGCGAGCACUGGGACCUCAAAUGAAAACCGUAAUUCAAGUGUCGUGGCGGGCGCCUCUACGAUAGGCGGGCAUACACCUUCAUCACCGUCGAAUGAUGCAAGCCGACUUCUCAUGCAUGUUCGUGGAGUGUCUCGAAAAUCACAGAUCCGCCUUUCACCAAACGUGAAGCAUUCCAUCUGCAAGCGGUGCGACGCUCUCCUCAUUCCAGGGCGGACAUGCAGUGAAUCUAUUACCAAUCCAAGCAAGAAUGGGAAGAAAGUGUGGGCAGAUAUUCUCGAGAUCAAGUGCCACAGAUGCAAUACCAUCAAGCGAUUUCCGGUGGGGACGAAGAGGGAUUGGGCGGAUCAAGCGAAAUUGGAGCCAAGGGCAGAG